Messenger RNA from Aspergillus saccharolyticus JOP 1030-1, 1371 nucleotides. Its product is annotated as peptidyl-prolyl cis-trans isomerase-like 4. Gene Ontology annotation, cellular component: nucleus. The record is from RefSeq and is a predicted model, not a curated record. The transcript has 4 exons. Gene Ontology annotation, molecular function: RNA binding; peptidyl-prolyl cis-trans isomerase activity. Gene Ontology annotation, biological process: protein peptidyl-prolyl isomerization. Bases 1 to 1371 code for a protein of 456 amino acids. NCBI's taxonomy places the organism in Eukaryota, Fungi, Ascomycota, Eurotiomycetes, Eurotiales, Aspergillaceae.
AUGAGUGUGCUGCUAGAAACCUCUCUUGGCGACAUUGUCAUUGAUUUGUUGGUCAAUGAGUCGCCGAAGGCUUGUGAAAACUUUUUGAAGCUCUGCAAAGUCAAGUAUUAUAACUUCUCGCCUGUGCACAGUGUCCAGAGAAAUUUCACCUUCCAAACUGGUGACCCUCUGGGACCGGACGCCAAAGAAAGCGAUGGCGGUUCCUCGAUCUGGGGCCUAUUACAGGGUCCCUCCCAGCGAACCUUCUCGCUCCCAAUCCCUCCCAAACUAAGACACGACGAGCGAGGGACUGUGAGCAUGGCGACUGUUCCUUCUCCCAACGAUCCAGAUCUACGCAUUGCCGCUAGUCAAUUCAUUGUCACCCUCGGCGAGAAUCUGGACUACUUAGACGGCAAGGCUGUAAUUUUUGGCAAGGUGGUAGAGGGGUUUGAUGUGUUGGAGAAGGUGAAUGAAGCCUUUAUUGAUGAUCGCGGCAGGCCGCUUAAGGAUAUUAGGAUCCGUCAUACUGUGAUUCUCGAUGAUCCUUUCAAUGACCCUCCUGGGUUAGUGGAGCCAACGGAAAGCCCUGUGCCUUCACAGGCACAAUUGGCGACGGUGAGAAUUGCAGAUGACGAAGACCUGGAUGAUAACAUGGACGAAGAGGCAUUGGAGAAGCUACGACGGGAACGGGAAGCCAGAGCGCAGGCGUUGACUUUGGAAAUGGUAGGCGACCUUCCGUUUGCCGAGGUAAAGCCUCCAGAGAAUGUGCUGUUUGUCUGCAAGUUGAACCCAGUCACUCAAGAUGAGGACCUGAACUUAAUCUUCAGUCGCUUCGGGCCGAUUAUCUCAUGUGAAGUGAUUCGAGACAAACGUACUGGUGACAGUCUACAGUAUGCAUUCAUCGAAUUCGAGAAUCAGAAGGACUGCGAACAGGCCUACUUCAAGAUGCAGGGUGUUCUGAUUGACGACCACCGUAUUCAUGUCGAUUUCUCGCAGAGUGUAUCAAAAUUAUCAGAAAGUUGGCGAAAUGCAACCAUUACCAAGCGCACCGGUCAGCGGGGUGGGUUCGGGGGUGUAGCUGGACUGGAGCAGAAACGCCAGUACCGAACAGCUGACCACGUCAAUACACGUCGCCGGGGGGAAUAUUCCAUGGUUUUUGACAAGAGAGAGUCUGGACACCAGUCAGCUCCUCGUCGCGAUAGGUCAUACAGCCGAAGCCCUCAACGGGACGAGCGCCGUUAUAGACGAGCUAGUCGAAGCCCCCGGCGAGAACUCCACCGUAGCCGCCACCGAGAUCGAUCGCACAGCUGGAGUCCAGUGCGGAAAGAUUCGUACGGCGACCGGCGCUAUGAACGUCGUGAUGACAGGUAUCGGGAUCGUCGACGCCGGUGA